Molecule: messenger RNA, 2362 nt
Organism: Telopea speciosissima
Lineage: Eukaryota; Viridiplantae; Streptophyta; Magnoliopsida; Proteales; Proteaceae
Product: KH domain-containing protein At4g18375
Exons: 7
Coding region: 37-1920 (627 amino acids)
Biological process (GO): regulation of gene expression
Cellular component (GO): nucleus; cytoplasm
Molecular function (GO): mRNA binding
Source: RefSeq, a predicted model, not a curated record
GAGGCAUAUUUCUCUGUCGCAUACCCAUUGCCCAGUAUGGGUGAGACUGGAAAACGAUCGCGUUCACGGAGGGAUAGGGAUAAUGAUGGAGACGGUAAACACCAGAAGAAACGGGCAGCCAACAAAGACGAUUCCGGGGAUGGUGAGUUGAUUGUAUAUCGCAUCCUCUGCCCAGACGGCGUUAUUGGAAGUGUGAUUGGUAAGAGUGGGAAAGUAAUAAAUUCAAUAAGGCAGGAGACACGAGCAAAGGUUAAGGUCGUGGACCCUUUUCCUGGAGCUAAGGACAGGGUUAUCACAAUAUAUUGCUAUGUUAAGGACAAGAGCGACGUGGAGGUUGACGAUGAAGAUGAGGACAUGGAUCCUCUCUGCCCUGCCCAGGAUGCUUUCCUCAAAGUGCAUGCAGCCAUUGCUAAUGCAUUGGCUACAGUUGGAGAAUCUGACAAGAAACGGAAAGAUAAAGAGGAAGCACACCUUCUUGUUCCUUCCAGCCAAGCAGCGAAUAUCAUCGGUAAGUCUGGGGCAACUAUCAAGAAGUUAAGAAACAAGACAAGGGCAAACAUCAAAGUUAAUCCAAAGGACACGAGUGACCCCACUCAUUCAUGUGCUAUGGACUUCGAUAACUUUGUUCUGAUAACGGGCGAGGCUGAAGCAGUAAAAAAGGCACUGUAUGCCAUAUCUUCUAUCAUGUACAAGUUCACUCCCAGAGAAGAUAUUUCUCUUGAGGCAUCCGUCCCUGAAGCACCUCCUAGUAUCAUUAUCCCAUCAGAUGUCCCUAUUUAUCCGGCUGCAGGCUUCUAUCCAAGUGCUGAUUCUAUGGUUCCUCCUUCUAGAUCUGUUCCCCCAGUCAUUGGAUCUACACCUCAUGUACCAGAUCUCCCUGGAUAUGCGGAUACAGGGAGUGCAUGGCCAGUGUAUUCUAGUGCCCUUCCUAUGGUUUCUGGUUAUGUAGCUCCAUCUCGAUCCGAGGAGCUAACAGUAAGACUGUUGUGUCCGUAUGACAAGAUUGGCCGUGUUAUUGGCAAGGGAGGAAGUUCCAUUAAAGGUGUGAGGCAGGCAAGUGGUGCUCGUAUCGAGGUUGAUGACAAAAAAGUUGAUCGUGACGAGUGCCUCAUCACUAUCACAUCAACAGAGUCUUCAGAUGAUGUGAAAUCAGUGGCGGUUGAAGCCGUUCUACUGCUACAAGAGAAGAUAAAUGACGACGAUGAUGACACUGUUCGUAUCCGUUUCCUUGUUCCAUCUAAAAUUAUUGGGUGUAUUAUUGGAAAGAGUGGUUCAAUUAUAAAUGAAAUUCGGAAGAGAACUAAAGCAGAUGUUCGUAUAUCAAAAGGCGAGAAGCCAAAAUGUGCUGAUGUGAAUGAUGAGCUUGUUGAGGUGGUUGGAGAGGUUAGUAGUGUGAGAGAUGCACUUGUUCAGAUUGUUUUGAGGCUCCGGGAUGAUGCCUUGAAAGAUAAGGACAGUGGUCACAAUCCUCCUCCUGCUUUGGAUUCUCUUUAUUCUAGUGGUAAUCUUUCAAUGCCUUCGGCCUUGCCUAGUGUUCCUGCUAUUGCUCCAUUCGGCUAUGAUCAAAGGGUUGAUAGUGGAAGCGGCUUGGGCAUGCUUUCCUCAAACAGCCUCUAUGGGUACGGGUCAUUUCCGAUGGGAGAGAAUGGCUAUGGUUCCUUAUCUUCAUACUCAUCAAAGCCAUAUGGAGGAUUGCCACCGCCUUCAAACUUUGAUAUGGUGAUACCUGCCAAUGCGGUGGGUAAAGUGAUUGGUAAAGGGGGAGCAAACAUUGCUAACAUUCGGAAGAUCUCAGGAGCAUUGAUAGAGAUUCUCGACUCAAAGACAUCUCGUGGUGAUAGAAUUGCCCAGAUAUCUGGUUCCCCUGAUCAGAAGCGUUCUGCUGAGAACUUAAUUCAGGCGUUCAUAAUGGCCACAUGAGAUUAUGGAUCACUCUGGUAUUUGAAGGUGAAUUCUAAUAUAGAUACGGGGAUUUCUUCCCCAGACGAUUCCUCCAUGUUUCCUUUAGGUGUUGCUCCAGAAGAAUUCAGUGUUCCUAGGCCUCUCCAACUGGAACUCCUAUUCCCUUCAUAAAAGAGCCUACUCGAGAUUUAUUGGCAGAUUCACUCUGGUUAUUUUUUUGGGAGCUGGGCUUUUAUCUAAGUUGCUCAAUCUUUUCUGUCCUGUUAUCUUAGAACUAAAAUAGGAUCUUUCUUUCCUAUUUUGGUAUUUUAUCAUGCCUUAUCUUUGACUAGCAUAGACCCGUCUUAUUUCCAGUGUGCUGCUGUGCUCUUUAUAAUGAUGUUCACUCCAGUAAUAUUCUCUUUAAUGACCAUAACUUCGUUCAUUGCGACUCAUAAUAAAUGUGUAUGCUUUACUUGUC